Messenger RNA from Doryrhamphus excisus (bluestripe pipefish), 2621 nucleotides. RefSeq names its product electrogenic aspartate/glutamate antiporter SLC25A12, mitochondrial-like. The record is from RefSeq and is a predicted model, not a curated record. Gene Ontology annotation, molecular function: calcium ion binding; L-aspartate transmembrane transporter activity; L-glutamate transmembrane transporter activity. NCBI's taxonomy places the organism in Eukaryota, Metazoa, Chordata, Actinopteri, Syngnathiformes, Syngnathidae. Gene Ontology annotation, biological process: L-glutamate transmembrane transport; aspartate transmembrane transport; malate-aspartate shuttle.
CCGUCACUACUUCUUAUCAGUUAUUAACUUAAAAAGGCGCUCGCUCGGCCAUGUGUGUUCCGUUCUCGUCCACGGAGACUGUGGCGCUUUAGGGCGUCUUGCCCCCCUCCAACGCUUUAAUUCCUCCUCGCCCACCCAGGGAAAGUCGUGUCUCUGCCGGCCUCAAGCAGACGUCUCAAGACGUAUCUUGUUUUCGCGGCUUUCUUCCACUCACUGAACGCUUUGCUGUCGUCUGAAGGGUUGUUGUUGCUAGCUUGAUUUUGUGCUUUGUUUUGCUUUUUUUUAAUGGGACAUCUUUGUCCAAAUCCGAGCUAAAUAGAAGAGCCAAAACUUCACUAAUGAACCGGUGCAAGCAACGAAAAGAGCCGACCCCCAUGACUUGAAGGCAGUUUUCCUGAAGUAUGCCAGCGUGGUGGAGGAUGGAGAGCAUUACAUGACACCCAAAGACUUUGUGCAGAGUUACCUUGGUCUGCACACACAGCCGCAGCAUAAUCCCAAAACUGUGAGCCUGAUAGCCGGCGUGGCCGACACCACGAAGGAUGGGUUGAUCUCUUACCAGGAGUUUCUGGCCUUUGAAUCAGUUCUCUGCGCCCCAGAUGCCCUGUUCAUCGUUGCCUUUCAGCUCUUUGACAAGACUGGCACCGGCAACAUUUCAUUUGAGAACGUACGCGACAUCUUCAGCCAGACCACCGUCCAUCAUCACAUUCCCUUCAACUGGGACUGCGAGUUCAUCAGACUCCACUUCGGCCAUGAGAGAAACAAGCACCUCAGCUACACAGAGUUCACCCAGUUCCUGCAGGAGCUGCAGUUGGAGCACGCCCGCCAGGCUUUCGCCCAGAAAGACAAGGGCAAAAGUGGCACCAUCACGGCUCUGGACUUCAGCGACAUCAUGGCCACCAUCAGACAUCACAUGCUGACUCCGUUUGUGGAGGAGAAUCUGGUUUCUGCCGCCGGAGGAAGCACCUCCCACAUGGUGAGCUUCUCCUACUUCAACGCCUUUAACGCCCUCCUGAACAACAUGGAGCUGGUCCGCAAGAUAUACAGCACCUUUGCCGGCACACACAAAGACACGCUGGUGACCAAAGAGGAGUUUGUCCACGCUGCCAAUAAGUUUGGUCAGAUCACGCCAAUGGAGAUCGACAUCCUGUACCAACUGGCUGGUCUGCACACUCAUACAGGGCGCCUCAACCAUGCCGACAUCGAGAGGAUAGCCCCGCUGGAGGAAGGAGCCAUGCCGUACCACCUGGCCGAGGCCCAGAGACAGCACGAUCACGAAGCGUCCCGACCCAUAUGGCUCCAGGCUGCAGAGUCCGCCUACAGGUUCGCUCUGGGCUCGAUUGCUGGAGCCACCGGUGCCACGGCUGUGUACCCCAUUGACCUGGUGAAGACUCGCAUGCAGAACCAGCGUUCCACAGGUUCCUUGGUGGGGGAGCUCAUGUACAAGAACAGCUUUGACUGUGCCAAGAAAGUCCUGCGCUACGAGGGCUUCUUUGGAUUCUACCGAGGUCUCCUCCCGCAGCUCAUUGGCGUCGCCCCGGAGAAGGCUAUCAAACUCACGAUGAAUGAUUUUGUCAGAGACAAGUUCACCACACAAGAUGGUUCCAUCCCUCUGGCUGCAGAAAUUCUAGCUGGUGGAUGUGCUGGAGGCUCCCAGGUGAUUUUCACCAAUCCUCUGGAGAUCGUGAAGAUCCGCCUGCAGGUGGCAGGAGAGAUCACCACCGGCCCCAGGGUCAGCGCCCUCAACGUGAUCAGAGACCUGGGCUUCUUUGGCCUCUACAAGGGAGCUAAAGCCUGCUUCCUGCGUGACAUCCCCUUCUCAGCCAUCUACUUCCCCGUUUACGCCCACACCAAAGAGCAGCUUACGGAUGACGAAGGAAGGCUGGGGGCGCUGCAGCUGCUCGCUGCUGGAGCCAUCGCAGGUGUCCCAGCAGCGUCCCUGGUGACCCCCGCUGAUGUCAUCAAGACUAGACUGCAGGUGGCGGCCCGUGCGGGCCAGACCACGUACAACGGUGUCAUCGACUGCUUCAAGAAGAUCCUCAAGGAGGAAGGCUUCAGGGCCUUCUGGAAGGGCGCUGGAGCUCGUGUCUUCAGAUCGUCGCCACAGUUUGGCGUCACCUUGCUGACGUAUGAGCUGCUGCAGAGAUGGUUCUACAUCGACUUUGGCGGACAUCACCCGUCCGGAUUGCAGCCUGCUCCCGUCACGGACACCCUUCCUUCCGUCACCGGAGACCACGUGGGCGGUUACCGUCUGGCGGCGGCGACGUUCGCCGGUGUGGAGAGGAAGUUCGGCCUCCAUCUGCCAAAGUUUAAACCUUCCGGGACAGCGGCGGCGGUGGCGGCCACCAACACUCAGUGACAAGCGUGUAUUGCACGCGCCUCCAAACGUGACUUUGACAAUGCUGCAUGAGUAUUUUGGCGUUUGUUACGCAAAGCUUACUGUAAUUCACUCGUAUGUCUUGUACUUCUUUCAGAGGAACACUAUGACUAAAGAUUGUUACGGAGUUUCUAUGGUGAGCAAAGAGCUUGGGUGUGCAUGUACAGAUGUUCUUUAUUUUCAAUCUUAGGCAAUCAUUUAAAAGAUAUUUAUUUUAUUGGAAUAAAUCCUUUUAAACUGUUGACAC